GCCCAGCGGCUGCCGCGCGUGUCGCGCGCAGCGCCGGGCGGCUGCUCGGUUUGUCUGUUGUGUUGGCAGGCGGGUCAGGGUGAAUGCAUCCAAGGGUGAUGGCGCGGCCGUUGCGCCGCUUAGGUACGUGCUUGCCGCACCUGCUUCAAUUAUGGGGCCGUGCCAGCAACAGCAUGGCCUAUUGGGAUUCCGGGCAGCGAGGCGCGCGCCGCCAGUCGCCUGCCCUGCCUGCCAGCCUGGUUGUGGCCGGCGUGUUGCCAUCACCCACUGCCGAUCGAUGCUUGUCAUCUAUGAGUGCCACUCCUUGCUAGUGAGCUUUGCCUCAUCCUCGUUUGUGGGUUCCCCCCGGCGUUCGUUUUCGUAUCGCAUUUUCUUCGGGCCGAG
Amoebophrya sp. A120 is the source of this 384-nucleotide messenger RNA. The record is from the annotation of a GenBank genome assembly. NCBI's taxonomy places the organism in Eukaryota, Dinophyceae, Syndiniales, Amoebophryaceae.